GUACCAAAAAAUGCUUCAGGCGAAGGAAAGCGAGAUUUUGAAGACGGAAUCUCAAUCUUUAAAAGCCCACGACAGCAACGGUCAGGUGUCCAUCGACCUGCCUGUUACAGAGCUGGAGGCAUACAGGGCCAGGUUCCUCCGGACAGUGUCCAGCCUUGACGACGUUGACCACAGCGCUCUGACUGUCGACCCCAAGAAUUUUGAGUUUCCAUUCGAGAAUCUGGUGUUCGAGGGGGGUGGGAACAAAGGGCUGGCUUACGUCGGAUGUAUCCAGCUGUAUAAGGAAAAGAACAUGGAGCUGUGUGUGUUAGUGACGAACCUGAACCAAAUGAGAGCCGAGUAUUGCCACCCAAAGACUACACCAGACAUGCCUAUUCGAGAUGCUCUCUGCAUGUCCAUGGCCAUACCAGGUGUGUUUUCCGCCCGUCGCUAUGACAACCACGGGCAAGUUGAUGUCUACGUGGACGGGGGCGUCUUGUGCAACUACCCCAUCCACUGUUUUGACGAGAAAAACAACGUAAGAAAGAAAUCUCAGACAAAGCUGAAAGAGAACACCAACGGGUUGUGUGUGCAGUGGAGACAUUUAUGAAGGUCCUGGAUAAGCACAAUAUGAAGGAGUAUGAAUUCAUCGACAAAAAUGAACUCAAGGCAGCCUUGGAAGAUCGCGGGUACAACGCCACCGAGACAUUUCUCCGCUACUACGUCAUCAACCACCCGGAACUGGUCAAGGAAAAGCCGGACCUGGGCCAGGCAAGCCAGCGGUCAGCCGUCCAGGGGCUAGAGAACGUGCCAAGGAGCACAUGUGGCUGUGGGGAUCACGACACGGGGGUUAAUGAUGAGGACAUCUCACUCAUCUCAAGGACAGAGACGGACACUUAGGGAAUGCAUCGCCAUGACAGUUCACCAAAUACGAGAGCCAGCGGUCAAUACGGCCCUUUCAAGCUCAUGCAAGUCACAGGAGACGAUCAAGGGGGUCUCGUUGCUUUGACACAUCCUCUAUGUCUCGGGUCGAAAAUGGAGAUAAGAACCAGGCAGAAUGUUUUAAAAUUCGUAGUGCAGACUGCCAAUCGGAAUCGCCUGAAUGAGUUCGGAGGCAAGCCAGAUUUUCGUUCUUGGAGAGACAAAACCUACCUGUAUGACAUUUUAAUACGAGCGAGUCGACCUGGGCCUUGAGAAACAAACGUACUUUUUGACGCAAAAGAUCACAGUCGAAUUUAGUUGAAUUCGGUCGUAUUGUACCACAAUUAUGGUAGCUUUUGCCCCAUUAAUGAAGGAAAAUUUAGCCGAGCUGACCCGCUCUCAAUCACAUGAAUCCGACUGGCAAUGCGCACUGUGUAUAAGAAGUGGGUCUUCCGAUUCAACGUCCUUUUCCGAUAUGACUGAGCCACGUGAAUCGACAGCGAUGAAGAACUCUCCUUACAAUGCAAGUUCAAGACCGCCUGCGGUUAGAGUUUUAAGCCAGGGUUUCUUCAUCUUGGUAGAUAUGAUUCAAGAACGGUUUCUUCUUGCUUUGGUUUGUUUUUUAUUAUUGUUGUUGCCAUGCUGUUUGUUUUGUUGUUUGUUUGUUGUUGUUUGU
Aplysia californica (California sea hare) is the source of this 1576-nucleotide messenger RNA. RefSeq lists its product as uncharacterized. Gene Ontology annotation, biological process: lipid metabolic process. Gene Ontology annotation, molecular function: calcium ion binding. Lineage: Eukaryota; Metazoa; Mollusca; Gastropoda; Aplysiida; Aplysiidae. The record is from RefSeq and is a predicted model, not a curated record.